UGGCGAAAAAAAUGUGGUUAUUUUUUUUUAGUUAUUUUUUUGGAAAUGCAUUAAUUUUAGCCGAAGUGGUCACAUUAAUUAAAGACAAUAGUAUUACUUGUGUUUUAACAGAAGAUUCCGUUAAUUCAACUAUAUACCUAAGAAAUAUAAAUUCCCGUGUAAAACUUGAACGAACGACUCAACAAAUAACCAAUAUAUAUGACGAUGAUUGGCAAUGGACAAAUUCGAGUGUUGACUUUAGGCCAGUACUUGACCAACGGUGGACAAAUUUUAGUGCAGACACUAAAGUUACAGACCGAUUCUCAUUGUGUUUAAAACAAGAUUCGACAAUUAUUUUACAUGACAUGACUUACCAACAUUUUACAAACAUACCAAUACGAAAUUUGCAUGGCCUCUUCACCGCUUGUCAGUGGGAGCACUACGAAAUAAAAAAAAAUAGUACACAUGUGAGUUUAGUCAACUCUGAAAACAAGAAUGUUGUUAAUGUAACAAAACUGGACUUUGAACCGGGUUGGUUAACAGUGUCUCCAAACAAUUUAAAUAUCAAAGUACAUCGAUAUCAAUUUCGAUCCUCUAAAACACCUAGCACAAAACCAUCAUACAUUAACAUAACAUCUAUGAGCUGCGUCUCUUUUUAUGUUUCUGUUGAUGAAGGAUGUUAUCUGAACAUUUCGGUACAACCAGGAAAUAGCAUUAUAAACAUAGGUGCAACUAACGAGAAGAACAAAUUAAAAGAAUGGAAAAAAUACGAAAUAAGGACUGAUCCUAAAGCGAUUAAUCAAACGCUUUCGAUUGACAGAGGACGAGACGACAAUGGUACCAAGGGUUAUUGGGCAAUUGAUGAUAUACACAGUUGUAGUUCCGAAACAGUUAUUUAUCGAACCAGAUUGGAUCCGUCCUUGACUAACCUGACGUGUGCGGAACUAAAACCAACGAACUCUUCAAAUGCACCUUGCGACAAAGCCUCUCUAGGAGAAAAAUGUAACAUUAAAUGCGAUGAAGUUUUGGGACCGAAAUAUCCCAAUUGUGAACAACAUCGAAUAUGUUCGUCAGAAAAUAAAUGUCACUGUGCUUGGGGUUUCAAGGGAGAAAACUGUAGAGAAGAAUGUGAAGAAGAUUUUUGGGGAUUAGAUUGUUCGAAAAAUUGUACUAACUGCGAAAAAUGUGAUAGCAAAAUCGGCUGUGUAAAAUGUAGGACACCGUACUUCGGACAACGAUGUGUAUAUAAACUCCCCGUGGCCAAAAAGCCACCUGUUGUACAAUCAAUUGACGACGAUUCGGUACAACUUUUAGUAAACUUUGAACAUGGAGAAAACGAAACGGAACCCGAAUUUUAUUAUGUUCAGUGGAAAAAUGGCCAGCUUGACAGCAACCAUGGGUUCAGAAAUUACAUAGACCAUCCGUUCCCUAUUAAGGAAAAUAAUAUAUCGUAUUCAAUAAACAUUUCACGGAAUUAUUCCUACCGAUUUAGAAUAAUAUUGGUCAGCCAUAAUUUGUCUUCUGAACAAGACAACAUCCCGGAAUUGAUCAUACACAGAAAAUCCUUGACUGCACAUAUAAAUGACAAUAAUACGAUCGUAUUAAAUUGGACUAAACCUGAUAACCGUGAAAUUGAUAGUUAUAAAAUAACACACAAGUGUCAAAAAUCACUAUGUUCUCCCAAAUCACAGGAAAACUCUGACACCACAAACACAACAACAGUCGAACUGACCCUAAAAGACGUUCAAAUAUGCACCAUCAAGUUAUUCAUUACAACAAAUGGAAACGACGAACUCAUAGACCAAACAACUGUGAAGUUUCCAAAUUCAGCGAACGAAAUAUGCAACAGUUUCACCGGACUGUUGACUUAUUCAACCGAACUUAUCAUUCUAAUACUAAUAUUAAGUUUAAUAUUUGUUGCUUUAAUGAUAAUUUAUUACAAGUGCAAAUUUAAAUCUAAAGUUAGAGCUACAAACAUUAUGGAGCUUUUAGAAAAACAAACACUAAUCGACAAAAGUAACCAAAAUGAGGUUUCUUUAGGAUCUGUGGAAAUUAAUGAAUUCUCAAAUUACCUCUUCUCCUCAUUACGACAAAAUACGGAUCAUGAAUUGAUAAGACAGUUUCAGGAGGCAUCAACAACAAGAGACAUGGAUUGCAUUCAUGGCCAGUUAAGCGAAAACGUCAAUAAAAAUCACUUCAAAAAUAUCUUACCAUAUGACGACACCAGAGUGAUUUUGAAUGAUAGCGAAGACGGGGACUACAUAAACGCAAACUACGUUGACGGCUACAAAUCACCGAAAGCGUACAUCGCCACCCAAACUCCUUUAGCAUGCACCGUGCACGACUUUUGGUCCAUGGUAUACCAACAAAAGGUAAAAAUCAUAGUCAUGUUGUGCACUCUAGAUGAGCAAAAGUGCACUAAAUGCCAAAAGUACUGGCCGGACGAUUCUUCCCACUUCAGACAUGGAAUGUUCUUGAUAGAGAGUGUUUCCGUUACUCAAAAAUCGAAUUAUAUCCAUCGCAUAUUUUACUUGAAGUGGAACAACAAGACUCGUACAGUUCACCAGUUUCAGUACUUAUCCUGGGCUAUGAAAGGCGUACCGGCGUCUGUUAAAAGUUUUACUGGCUUUGUAAAACAACUAAUCGAAGUGAGUGAUAAAAAAUAUCCUGUUGUCGUCCACAGCGAAGGAGGAUGUGGAAGAACAGGAGUAUACAUUUUGUGCGACAUCGUCAUACGAAUGAGCAUUGAAGAAAAGGAAGUCGAUUUUCUUAAAACACUAAAGAAAAUACGAAGUCAAAGAAAGGAUUUAGUGAGCAAUUUGGGUCAGUACAUUUUCUGUCAUUUCGUGCUUUUGGAGUACCACUUUGGGGAUAACUUAUCGAAAAACUUGGUGUUGCAAAUUGAACAAGCUAUGGAAGAAACUGCCAUCAAACGAUUCGUCGAUCGCUUAGAUGAAGCUACAAAGCAGUGCCGUUCGACAAUUUGCCAAAAUGACAACAUCAGAGCUAUCGCCGCGGACUGCUUUAAUUAUCCCAGAAAAUUCAUCGUAACACAAGAACCUUCAUCAGAUACCCUACACAGUUUUUGGAAUCUAGUCAUAACCAAAGAAGUCGAGAUAGUACUGUGGUUAAAUCGACCACAAGACAACGACGAGAACUACUCAAGUUUCUGGCCUAACGACUCCCUCCAAAACUGGUCUGUUAACGAAUCAAACAAACUCGUUUUCCUUUAUGAAGAUAACGGUGACAUAUACAGCACAAUUGCUGUCAAAAUCGCCACCAUUGGUAAUUCUGGAGAAAAAUUCGUUAAAAUUAUAUACCUUAAAACUUGGGAACGUACAAGCGCUACGCCUUCCAACCCUAAAGACAUAAUCCAGGUUUACGACGAAAUUUUGUCGCACAAUGGGCGGAUUGUUGUCGCGUGCCACGAUGGGACAACAGCCGGUGGGCUUUUUGUAGCCUUGGUCUAUUUAUUCGAAAAAAUGAAUACGCACCGUUCUUGCGACGUUUUUGAAGCCGCUUACACAACUAAACAAAGCUGUGUACGAUUUUUAAAGAAAUCGGAACAAAUUAGGUUUCUGUAUGAAGCAGCUUUGGAAUAUGCUCGAGAAGUUAAUAUUUAUGAAGUGGUGGGUUAAAUAAAUUAAGCUGAUGUUUAACUCAUUUACUCUUAUACGCUUGUAUGGUAUAAAUAAUAACAAAGACUAUAGUGAUUCA
Molecule: messenger RNA, 3696 nt
Organism: Zophobas morio
Lineage: Eukaryota; Metazoa; Arthropoda; Insecta; Coleoptera; Tenebrionidae
Product: receptor-type tyrosine-protein phosphatase alpha-like
Exons: 17
Coding region: 12-3617 (1201 amino acids)
Biological process (GO): protein dephosphorylation
Molecular function (GO): protein tyrosine phosphatase activity
Source: RefSeq, a predicted model, not a curated record